GGAUUUGAAGAUUGCAUCCUCACAUUUGUAAUCAGAUGUAGGAGAGGAUUAUCUCAAGGUCUCCUCCAUCUUGUGCACAGCUGAGUGCUGCUGAGACAAAGGAGGGUAGAGAGGGGGCUGUGGAGGAGUUAAAGAUAGAGAGAGGUCACCUGUGGAUGUGAGGGAGAUGUGGAGGAUGAAGGCUUUCUAAGGAACUGCGCCCCACGUCAGACACAUUAGAAGGAGGAGGAAACAGGGUUUAAGGCUCAGUGUCCACUGUGAAAGGUCUUCCAUGGCAGAGGCCGAGCUUCCAGCGUUGGAGCUGCACCCCUUGGGGACUGAUGUUUCCCUGGAAUCUACAGUCCCCAAUCAGCUUCUCUUUGACCCUCCUCCACAAACUGCAACACCCUCCCGACAGGCUGGAGAGCCAGGAACCACCUGCCAGGAAGAGCCAAAGAAAGUGGUCACUGAGGUUUGUAAGGAAAAUACAACAGCGCCUCCUACCAGAGAAAUCAAACACAACAGCCUGAAAGUCAACAGGGACUCUGGUCUGACAGAUCAGAACCCACCCGAGCACUGUGUUCCCCCCAGGACCUCAAACCACCUUCAUAACCUUGCAAAGAUGCAGACAGCCUCACAUCAGCACAACAUAGCCGUGAAUGCAAUCAAUGAGAACUCUCAGGCUGGUAUGACGCUGCAAACCAUAAAUCCAUCCUCCCUCCCUGUGCACAGGAGUCACUCCGACACUUUACCCAUGGUUAGAGAGGGUGUGCCACCCCCAGCUGCAGGCGCAGAGGCUUGUGGACUUGCCUGCCAUGGAGGAGAUCACUUUGUCCAGGAGGCCCACAUUUGCCCCAUGCUAUCGUGCAAGCAGCCCAUGGAACUGCAGCAGUGCAACAUCAUCCCCACGUUUCCUAACAGUGGAGAAGGAAGCGUCGCUCAUCCUCAGAGCAGGUGUGUCUGUGCGUCAGAGACGGCUGCGAAAGAAAAGGGCCAGCCUCACGCUAAAUGUGACAAAGUACUCUGCUGUGGCUCCUACAUCAAUCAUGCCAAUUUUGAGGACACAUUUGCUGCUUACUGCCACCCUCAGCCAAUCCCAGCCCCCUCUCAGCUGCUGCCCCGCCUGGCAGGAGCAGAGGCGAGCUGUGACAUCCAGCGUGCAGUGGAACCUCCCUCAGCCAUAAACCACCUCACCCUCCCUCGCCUCAUCUCCUCUGUCAGUGAGACGGGCCUGGAUGCCAAACACCUGCUGCGCUGCUGCAACCUCAACUGCUCCUGGGUGAGCAAUCUACCUCCUGGUUCUGGGCCACAAUCUCAAAAACACUUUGGUUUAGAGGAGUGCUGCAGCAGCACGGCGGGCCUUUUCAGAGCCGCAACCAGGGAGAUGGGGACUAUGACAGCCCACAAAGAGCUGAGGGAUGUUGGGGUACAAACCGGACAAACCGUCACACCUCAUGUAUUUCCCGAGAUCUGUCUGGCAGAAGAGAGCAGGGGUGAAAUCUCGCACAGCCAAACUCUAACCGUUGACAGCAAUGGAGACAAGAAACCGGGCGGUGCUCCCAAGUCUCCAGUGAAGGAGGUGAAGUGGGAUGCAGAGGGGAUGACAUGGGAGGUGUAUGGCGCCUCUGUUGACCCUGAAGAGCUGGGCCUUGCGAUUCAGAGACACCUGGAGUUGCAGAUCAGAGAAACAGCGAAUCACGCGGCCAAGCUGUCACGCCAGAACACCAACACCUCUCGGCAGAGCGGGAACAACGGCUGCCAGGGGAAAAGGAGCAGGAUGAUGGGCUCUUUCCGAACCCCGGCCUGUUGUUCCCGCACCACCACCGCUGUGGACUAAAAGGACCAGCUGACUGACAGAAAAACCCGAACACUGUGUUUAGCAGCCAGUUCGGCUGCUCAAAGCCUCAGCCUCAAAUAUCACUCAUCUAAUCAGGAGGUCUAUGAAAUACCAAACUGCAAGAAUGUUCUACAUGUUAGAAUCAACAGAACCUCUGUAUGGGAUCAAAACCAUAAAGGAGGAGUAAAUGAGGAACUUUACACCUGUUAUUACCAUCAUCUUUUGGUGUCUGUGGUUCAGUAUUUGGAGAUGUGAUUCCUGCAGCUGUGCACUGCCAGUGUUUACAGAAGCCUCUUCAUGUGUUCUUACAAUAAACCAUUUACAGACAAACUACAAAACAUCUGCAUAAGCAAUCUCACUUAAGGCUGCUGCUGUAACUCUCCCAAAGAAUAGGAGGAAAGGGGGUGUAAUUCAAUAAAUACAAACCAUAACCUGGCCUUUAUAGCCUUUAUAUUUAUCAGUGCAUCAUUGUAUUCUAGUACCCCCUUUGCUUCUGCUUCACCUCACUUGUAAAAUCCGGUCUACGUGGCUCUCAUCCUUGCUGUUUCUCAUGGGGUCUUGAUUGACAUGCACAGGCAAAUGUCAGCGGACGCCCUGCAGAGAGACCCACUGAGAACCGGGUUGCCUAACCUCCAGGCUGCUUGUAAAUGAUCAGUUUUCGAGACACUUUGUGCUCACAGUUCUGCAGCUCUCAACGGUAAAUGAUUCCAACUUUGACUUUGAUUGCAAUUGACAUUUCAAGUCUACUUAUAAAACUAGAGCUGUGUGUGAUGUAGCCAGAGAAACAGAAAAGCAGGAGGAGGUAUAGGAGAAGCAAAAACGAUGAGUUUCAGAGUUCCCGACUCACUUAAACACAACGCAUUAGAUCUCAAACUGUCCUAGCUGAUGGUUUAGUCAAGAAAAGGAGAAUAAUUCUGGCUUUGCCACCCUGCUCUGCACCUAGCGCUGCUCAAUUGUGGGAAAAAAAAAUCAGAAUCACAACAGUUUUGAUAGUUACACACGUGAUUACGUCUGCAUCUGUCUGUGAAUUUCAAAUGAUGAAAUAAAUUUGUUGUGUUGCUUUCGGGGACAGCCACAGCCAUGUUACGAUUCAGCAAAUUAUCCUGUCUUGUUCUGGGUUUGACUCCUCAAAACCAAAGUGGUUUCAUCUGACUGAGCUCAUUUCAACUUUCUGUUAACCAACAGCUGCCUUUCUCCCGUCGGCUUUAGCUCUUCAAACUCACAUGCUCCCUCUGCUCCUCACUUAAAUUAAAGUGAGAGCUGUUUUGGUGUUUCGGUGGGAUGUAAAGGAAGAGAGAGCCCACUUCAUUCACAACAUAUCGCAACUGAAUCACAACUGAUA
Messenger RNA from Cheilinus undulatus (humphead wrasse), 3158 nucleotides. RefSeq lists its product as uncharacterized. NCBI's taxonomy places the organism in Eukaryota, Metazoa, Chordata, Actinopteri, Labriformes, Labridae. The coding region runs from base 272 to 1816 and encodes 514 amino acids. Gene Ontology annotation, biological process: neuron projection development. The transcript is spliced from 2 exons. Gene Ontology annotation, cellular component: plasma membrane. The record is from RefSeq and is a predicted model, not a curated record.